Messenger RNA from Aspergillus sclerotioniger CBS 115572, 727 nucleotides. RefSeq lists its product as uncharacterized. The record is from RefSeq and is a predicted model, not a curated record. The transcript has a single exon. Bases 90 to 638 code for a protein of 182 amino acids. Lineage: Eukaryota; Fungi; Ascomycota; Eurotiomycetes; Eurotiales; Aspergillaceae.
AGGUUAAGACGUCGUCCCACACGCCGGCGAUCAUGGUGAGUGCAAGUACAGUAGGGGCCGACUAGGUAGUAGCUAGGGGAGAACCAAUAAUGCCAUGGCCAACUCUAAAGUUUAGAGUUGAAUCGACUGGAAUUGUCGGUAACUUUGUCAGGAUUCAGGGGGCACCGUUCCUAGAGCUUAUAUUGGACAGUCGCCAAAACCUUCGCGGGAGAUCCCCAGUAGAUCCAAAGCCAUGGGGACUGCUGCUGGGGCUUGGGAAUCUGAGCUAUCUCAUCCCCACGGAAGUGCCGACGGACGCGAGCAUGUCUCGGUCCUUGGAUUUUCCUGGUCAGGACCGACUAUUUCCAGGUUCAUAUGGUGCCAUAAUUUCAUCAGUACUCUUUUUUCUUAUUAGUAGUAUUGGUAGAUCGGAUGGAAAGGGACUGAACCGAUGGCGGAUCCCGACCAGGUGGGUGAGCAGCAAGAGGUACUCGGUACUCCGUACUAAACGAUCGUUCCGGUGGGUGCUUGUCGAAACUCAAUUCGACCCUGGACUCUGGAGCCUGGGGAGACGGCCAUUAGGCUAUUUUUACAAUAGGCUCUAUCACACUGGGGAAAUGUGUUAUUUCUUCGGCUACCAAGCGGGAUCUGGGAUCUAGAUCGUCAGGUAUCCCUCGUUGACAGGCCGGUGGUGACGAUGAUGGUGAUUGUGACUGGUGACUGGUGACAGUUAUUCCUCCGGAGGCGG